Suncus etruscus (white-toothed pygmy shrew) is the source of this 1674-nucleotide messenger RNA. RefSeq names its product protein O-glucosyltransferase 2 (gene POGLUT2). Bases 35 to 1534 code for a protein of 499 amino acids. Lineage: Eukaryota; Metazoa; Chordata; Mammalia; Eulipotyphla; Soricidae. The transcript has 10 exons. Gene Ontology annotation, molecular function: protein binding; glucosyltransferase activity. The record is from RefSeq and is a predicted model, not a curated record. Gene Ontology annotation, cellular component: endomembrane system.
CCGCCUGGAUACUUUGGCCUGUGCUGCCUCUUCUAUGUGGAGUCUUUGGCUACUUGGCUACUGCUUUGGGGGAGCAUUUGCCCAGGCUAGCGGGAAGGGGCAGCUGAGCCCCGAGAAAAGCGAAAUAUGGGGACCCGGGUUAAAGGCUGCAGUGGUGCUCCCGGCCCGCUACUUCUACAUUCAGGCGGUGGAUACCUCAGGAAAAAGAUUCACAUCUUCUCCCGGAGAAAAGGUGUUUGAGAUUAAAAUCUCGGCCCCCGACGAGCAGUUCACGCGGGUUGGAAUCCAGGUGUUGGACCGAAAGGAUGGGUCCUUUAUCGUCAGGUACAGGUUGUACGCGAGCUACAAAAGCCUGAAGGUGGAGGUCAAGUUCCAAGGUCGCCAUGUGGCCAAAUCUCCAUACAUGUUAAAAGGCCCAGUGUACCAUGAGAAUUGCGACUGUCCCAUGGAGGAUAGCACUGCGUGGCUGCGAGAGAUGAGCUGUCCUGAGUCCAUCCCUCAGAUUGAGAAAGACCUGGAGCCCUUCACCACUGUUGAUCCAGACAAAAUUGCUGUGGAAAUCCCAAAGAGGUUUGGACAGAGGCAGAGCUUGUGUCACUACACGGUGAAGGACAACAAGGUUUACAUCAAGACUCACGGGGAACAUGUUGGGUUUCGGAUCUUCAUGGACGCCAUCCUGCUUUCUCUCACUAGAAAGGUGAAGAUGCCCAAUGUGGAAUUCUUUGUGAACUUGGGGGACUGGCCUUUGGAAAGGAAGAAAUCCAGUGCCCAGCCGCACCCCAUCUUCUCCUGGUGCGGCUCCACAGACUCCAAGGACAUCGUGAUGCCCACCUACGACCUCACUGAGUCAGUGCUGGAGACCAUGGGCCGGGUCAGUCUGGAUAUGAUGUCAGUCCAGGCCAACACAGGGCCGCCCUGGGAGAACAAGAACAGUACCGCGUUAUGGAGGGGCCGAGACAGCCGUAAGGAGAGGCUAGAGCUGGUGAAGCUCAGCCGGAAGCACCCCGAGCUUCUGGACGCCGCCUUCACCAACUUCUUCUUCUUCCAGCACGAUGAGAGCCUAUAUGGGCCCAUCGUUAAGCACAUCUCCUUCUUCGACUUCUUCAAGCACAAGUACCAGAUCAACGUGGAUGGCACCGUGGCUGCCUACCGGCUGCCCUACCUGCUGGGGGGCGACAGUGUGGUGCUGAAGCAGGACUCCAUCUACUACGAGCACUUCUACAGCCAGCUGCAGCCGUGGCACCACUACAUCCCGGUCAAGAGCAACCUCAGCGACCUGCUGGACCAGCUGCGGUGGGCCAAGGAGCACGACGAAGAGGCAAAGAAGAUAGCAAAAGCAGGACAAGAAUUUGCUAGAAAUAAUCUUAUGGGCGACGACAUAUUCUGUUACUACUUUAAACUGUUCCAGGAAUAUGCCAAGUUACAAGUGAGUGAGCCCCAGAUCCGAGAGGGCAUGAAGCUAGUAGAACCCCAGACCGAAGAGGACCUUUUCCCUUGCAGGUGCCACCGGAAAAAGACCAAAGAUGAACUCUGAUGUACAGAAUUCCCACCCCUUCAAAUAAGUAAUGGUGCUUCAAAGACUCUCCGGAUUUGGAAAAAGGAGUGUCUUUCAAUUAGGAAUUUCACAGACGGGAUAAAUAAAUUCCACUCUGUUUGGAUGACAAAGAUAGAUUU